This is a messenger RNA of Aspergillus fijiensis CBS 313.89, 940 nucleotides long. RefSeq lists its product as uncharacterized. The coding region runs from base 303 to 698 and encodes 131 amino acids. The record is from RefSeq and is a predicted model, not a curated record. NCBI's taxonomy places the organism in Eukaryota, Fungi, Ascomycota, Eurotiomycetes, Eurotiales, Aspergillaceae. The transcript has a single exon.
ACUGUUUUUAGAUUACGAAGUGGUGGCUAGGGAGGGGGAAGCCUCAAGCGAUUAGGAUUGACGGUGAAGGCUGGACAGAUCUGGUUGAAGAUCUGUACCAAUGUUGAUGAUCGAGUGUUGAGAUAAAGGGACGACGAAAGGUAUAAAUUGGUCGUGUCUGCUCGUCGAGAUACAGCUUCAUCAUCAACAUCAACAUCUUCACAAGCCAUCAGAUCCAGUCUUCACCAAAGAACUCUCUCUUUCACUCUUCCACUCUUCUACUCUUUGACAUCUUCAGAAAUCCACCAACCACUUCAUAUAAAAUGAAGUCCUUCACCACCAUCAUUGCCUCCAUCCUCAUCGCCGCCGUCUCGGCCGCCCCUGCCCCGGUGGACAUUGAGGCCCGGGUGAACAGCGUCACCGUCUCCCUCGCCAACGACCAGAGCGGAGCCAACGCCGGCGUGCCCAUCCCCGGCGACGGCGUCACCCGCAGCAUCCAGACCCUCUACGGCGGCACCUCGGUCGGCUCCAGCGGCAAGGUCCUGGCCUCUUCGGCCCAGCUGACCAACUUCGCGCAGUGGUCGAGCUGCAACAUCGUCAACGGCGGCAGGAGCAUCGCCUACCUCAACUCCCAGCGCACCUUUGCCGAUCUCGAUGGCAAUCCGAACGCUGCGACUCCUGUUGACUUGAGCGGUGCCACCAUCACUUGCUGGGCUUGAGUUAUUGAAUGUGAGAGUGAGAAGUGGAGCGGGGCUGGGAUUGACGGGUCGAGGGACUGGGGGAUCAUCCUAGACAGAUGAUGGAUCUUUCGGACUGCUUUGCAUGACUGUCAUUUUGUUCGCUUUUUGUCUGGCCAGACGGGGGAGAUGCUCUUUUUGAUUUCGUGUUUUGGUGAUGAUGAGCGGUUUGCGCAGCGACUAGAUAUAUAUGCAAUGACACUCCUUCGCAUUUCUUGUGAAUA